UCGCCAUCGCUUGGACGUCUAAUAAAAGUAAUUUAAGUAACCUAAAUAAUAACAAUAAAAAAAACAGAAAUAAUAGUGCAAAAAUAGUUAAAAAAUUUUUUCUUAAUUUUAGUAUUUUUUUUUAAGUCGUGGCAAAUAUAUUUAAAUUUUUUUAAUAUUUCGGAAAAUAUCUAGUGAAAAUCCAAAUUAAAUUAAAUAUAUUUAAUUUGAAUAUUAAAAAAAAAAUAGAUUUUGAUCGAAUAUGAAAAGAUCAAUAGCAAAUAAUUUUAUUAAUUUUCGGCUGCUCUUCUUUGGAAUAAUUAGUACAUUUCUUAUAACAACAACAAAUGCCAGUUAUCCAUAUUAUGGUACAAAAAUUGGUGCAUUAACACAACUACAUCAUGGUGUUUCUGGUGAUGUAUACGCAGUUGAUUCAAGAACAAUAUUUUUAAAAAAUUUUAAUUAUGAUGGAGAAGCACCAGCUGCAUAUUUUUAUGUUGGUAAUACUGAUAAACCAUCAAAUGAUGGAUGGCGUUUAAGAGAUGAAAAAGGCAGUACAGCACCAGUAACAAAACGUUAUCGUAAUAAAGAUAUAACAUUAUCGUUACCUGAAGGUAAAACAUUACGUGAUGUUAAAUGGUUCUCAUUUUGGUGUGACGAAUUUGCUGUAAAUUUCGGUGAUGUUAGAAUACCAGCAAAUUUAGAUUAUCCAAAACCACAAAAAAUUAGUGCAUUAAAGGGUGUACAUGCUGUUAGCUCAGAUAAUAUUGUUAUUGUUGAUGCUCAAACAUUAUUAAUACCAAAUUUUAGUUAUGAUGGUGAAGCUCCAGAUGCUAAAUUUUGGGUUGGACGUGGUACAAAACCAUCACCACAAGGAUUACGUAUUCCUGAUGAAAAUGGAAAAGAAACACCAUUACGUCAAUAUGACAAAAAAACAAUUGUAUUAACAUUACCCGGUGAUUUAACGGUAUUCGAUAUUGGACAUUUUGGUGUUUGGUGUGAAGCAUUUACCGUUGAUUUCGGACAUAUACGUAUACCAGAUGGUCUUAAUGUACCACCAUCAUUAAAAAUGCUUGGUAUUAGUCCACAGUCAAAGCUAAAUUGUGAGGUGCUUUAUGAUGAUUUGGCAUUCGAAGUGAGAUGGGCUGUUGCAGGGGAAAGUAUUGUUGUGCAACUGGUUGCAAAAUUAGACGAUAAUGAAUACAUGUCCUUUGGAAUAUCACCAAAUAAAGCUAAGACUGAAAUGAUUGGUGCUGAUGUUGUUGUUGCUUGGGUUGAUAAGGCUACUGGUAAAGGAUUUGCUCAGGAUUAUUUCUUAGAUGACAAAUCACAGUGUUCAGGGACACGUGGUAGUUGUCCAGACACACGACUAGAGGAAAAAACAAAUUCAAUUAGAUUGUUAAAUGCAGCUAUGGUAAAUGGAUAUUCUAUUGUAACUUAUCAAAGAUCAUUGAAAGCCUCAGACAAAUAUGACUUACCUAUACCAAUUAAUGGAAGUCACGCAAUUGUGUGGGCUAUUGGUCCACUUAAUCAAAGGAAUGAAGUUUCAUUCCAUUCACAAUACACUAAAAAAGAUCAAUUGGUUGAUUUUGGACGGCAACCAACUUGGAAUUGUCCACAACCUGAGCAGGAUCGGGAAACUAGAGAUGAAGACGAAGAUGAGGAAUAUUACGACUCGAGACCCUCAAAUGGGGCAAAUGGAAAUCGUAACCGAAAGCCUCAACUACAAGAAGCUAAUCAAAAAGAACAACCGCAAUCAGAACAAUUAAAUGGAAGACCUAGAAGGCCAGUACCGACUCCAAAGCCUGUUAGUAAAAAUGGAGCAUGGGCAAUUCCUCCAAUUCAAUGUGAUGAACCAGAUGAUGGAGUAUUUUAUGCACAAUUAGGUCCAACUGGUGGUAAACAUGGAUAUCCUGCAAUAACAGGACAUGUUGGUUGGGGAAUUUCAUGGUACAUUAAUGGACUUCUUAUUCCUGAAAUUCAUGUUAUGAGAGGAAAAACUUACAGAUUUGUUGUAGAAGGUGGUAACGACUCAGAUACUCCCGCUAAAUAUCAUCCGUUUUAUAUUACCGACGAUCCCGUUGGUGGCUAUGAAUACAAAACAGAAGAAGAGAAGAAUGAAGUUAAAAUCUUCGCGGGUGUACACAAAUCACGGUCUGGGAAAAUAAUUCCAACAGGUGUUGGUCGUUUGUGUAAUUGGACUCCCGAUCAAAAUCUACCACCUGCAGAUGAUUAUCAAUCAUUUGGUGCCUAUCAGCGUACGUUAACGUUAAUAUGUGAAGAUGGUGAACCUGGAAUAGUUACAUGGACUCCUGAUAGCAAUACACCAGACACUGUGUACUAUCACUGUUUUACACAUCGUUAUCUUGGUUGGAAGAUACAUGUUCAUGAUACCUGCGAAGAAACUCAGGCAUCCGAGGUGGAUGAGGUUUAUGCCGAACCAGACGGAGAUUUUUUAGCUGAAUCUUCGAUUCGACAUGAAACUCGUAUUCGGCCUAACGAUUUCUUAGACAAACAUGAAAAAGAUCUUAUUAAACAUCAUAACAUGGCAGGCAAACCACCAAAAGUACAUUUCGAUAUUGUAAAAUCAAAUGAUAUAACAAAACUGAUUACAGAUGGAAUCAAAGCAGCUGAAGCCCUAGAAGCAAGUUUAGCCAAAAGCCGCCUUCCCCUCUCCAAUUAUCCCAAUUUACAAACAUCCGCCCCAGAAGUUCUACGAGGAGAAAUGUCUUCCCUAGAAAAUACAUCCACUUUAAUAUUUACAAGCUCAAAAGCCGUUUCUAGUGAAAUAGAUUUGCCAAAAGAACAUAUAAUUAUACCAAAUUCGUCGCCAUCAAUAUAUCUAAAGCCGCCAGCAACUGCCCCUUUAUUUCGCCCUGUAAAAGUUGCGCCAUCGAAACGCCCAUACCCACCCAAAAUAAUUGAAAGAAGGCGCCCGCACAGACCUUCAGCAGCUGUUGUACCUCAAAGUUCAAUUAUAAUUAAUCAUUAUAGAAAACCAGUUCCAUCUAUUAUGAAACCAUUUGUUAAAGAUAAACCAUUUCCAAUUCAAGAAAUAGCGUCUGUUCUUUUGUUGGGGCAACCAACAGAGUUAACCCCACUUCAAACUGAACCACUAUUGAAAACAAAACCAAUAGUGUCGGGAAAUAUUCCAGUUCCAUAUAUUGAUUCUAUUCCACAAGAUUCUAUAAAAAAAUACUCUUUAAGAAAUGGUUAUGGAAUUCAAAAAUCAAAAAUACCAUUUGUUCGAAUGCCUUCGUUUCCAGAAAAGCCCGUUGCACAGCCAAUUGUUUAUAAAAAACCCUUUGAAAUAAAGGAAAUUAAAGAAUCGUCUGAAACAUUAACUCUACCCCCAGCGGUUAAUACUGGUUUUCAAGAAGAACGUGUCGUUGUAGAAGGUGGUUUUCGUCCAAUAGUUCGUCGGCGUACGGAUGAUGAAAUCGAUGAUAUAGAUCGCGUUAAUCGUCGUCAAGAUGAGGUGGAUGCCGAAAUAGAUGAAGCUAUGGAAACUGAUACCCUAUUUUUAACGAAGCCCCAUGAACAGGAAGAUUUAUCUUUUGAACCUAUGUUCAUUCCGUCACCACCUGAUAGCACAAAUUCAUCAAUAAUACGAAAAUCAGUUGAUCAUCAAAAAUUUCUGAUGCGUCCCAAAAUACCAGGCGAUGAACCUGAAGUUGCACAAGCUGAACGCUUAGAUAUUUAUUAUUUGCCACCUGAUCCAAAAAAAAAACCAAUUAUUAGUCCUGUAAUUAAAAAGGAUGGACCCGUAGUGGUCACGUACGAUGGUAAACCAGUAUUAGACGCUUCUUUAGUAAAUGGUGCUCCAUCUAAUAUUGAUGCUAACGAUGAUGACAAUAAAAAACCAAAUAAAGGAAUAUCAAAAACUGAAGAAUUAGUACGUAGUACACCACAGUUUUCUCCAUUCCGUGGUGAUAUACCCCCACCAGUACCAGACAUUAUACCAAGUGAUGCACCCCAAUUAAGUAAAAAAGGACAACAACCAUAUCGACCCAUUACAGAAUACUCAAAUCCUUUAUCUGUGGAAUUAAAUGAUACAAAACCAAUUUCAACGAAAUUAACAUUACUAAAGUCUAAUAGUUCAUAAAAAAGUUUUGAUAUUCUCUUAAGUUAAAAAUUCUGUUUAUUAUUAUUUUUCCUGUUUUAAUUAAUUAAUUAAAAAUAAGGGGUAGUUUUUAGUUGUAAAAUAAAAUGUUAAGCUAAUAAUAUUAAUUAAUAUAAAUAUAAACAAAAUAUAAUUUUAAUUACACGUAAUAUACUUAUAUAUUUUAUACAAAGAAAAAAAAACCUGUGGUAAAUUCAAAAAUUAAUAACUAAUUUUUAAAUCAAAAAACACUAUGAA
Molecule: messenger RNA, 4339 nt
Organism: Condylostylus longicornis
Lineage: Eukaryota; Metazoa; Arthropoda; Insecta; Diptera; Dolichopodidae
Gene: Skeletor
Product: protein Skeletor, isoforms B/C
Exons: 9
Coding region: 242-4084 (1280 amino acids)
Source: RefSeq, a predicted model, not a curated record